Messenger RNA from Ceutorhynchus assimilis (cabbage seed weevil), 2537 nucleotides. NCBI's taxonomy places the organism in Eukaryota, Metazoa, Arthropoda, Insecta, Coleoptera, Curculionidae. The record is from the annotation of a GenBank genome assembly.
GGAAAAGUUAUUAUGUUCUUAGGAGGUUCAACCACUUGCUCAUUAUCAACUUUGUUGUUCAUAUUAGCCCCUUCGGGGUCCUCUAAAACUUGAUUAUCGUUAUUGAGUUCUACUCCGUUUUCUACUACGUCUCUAGGAUCAUUUCUGAUAUUGCCUAAAGUGUUUUUUUCGCUGUUUCUCAGGGUGGUAUCAACUGAUAUUACGGCUUCUUUGGGUUCCAUCGAGAUCAAGUAAAACAUAGUUACGAAUAAGAUUAAAGAGGACAUGUAUAUUAGGGUUUUUUGGCAUUUUGAUAGUUGAUUCCAUUGCUAGAAUUAAGGGUUUUUUUUUGAAUGGAAGUUGGAAUAAACAGUAAAAACACUCACCCGUCUUAGCUUUAAAGGUUUUUUUUUCAAGGGAACUUUAUCUUCAGAUAAGUUUAGGGAUAUGUGGUCGCCACGACCGAACAUGUUUUCCACACAAUCAUCCACUUAAAUUAAUCACUUAUUUGGUAUAUAAAAUUUCAUCUAAAAAGUUUAUCGACACCCAAUCUCCAAGAAAAUUAAAACCAGAAAAACAGCUGUUGUGUUAAUUUACAUUGUAUUUCUAUAGAUUUCUCCGUUCCAAUGUUUGUCCCUAGCGCAAUAGGUGGCGUCGAAACAGAUAAAAUAUUCACAGUGCGUUUAAAUCUAUAGUCUACUAGGUAAAGUGUACUUUACCAUUAACAUGCAUCUUUUAAAAGUACUAAGAGCAUGAAAUAAGUAGGUAUACAUUGUACAUACAAUAUACUAAUCUGUGAAAUUAUUGAAAGUACUCUUAUAGGAAUUUGAUAAUCUAAACUUGGUACUACUGUAUCAAAUAGUAAUUAGUAAUAAACUUAAGCUAAUAAAUCACCAGAUAAAAUGUUCACAGUACUUUUAAAUCUAUAGUCUACUUUAACACACAGUGUGCGGUAAAGUGCACUUUACAAUUAACAUGCAUUAAGUUAUUAUUGAGUAAAUUAGUAAAUCCUAAUCUAAACUUGUAUUUUAUCUCAUUUAAUACAUUUACCAGACUUAUAUAAAGGGGCAUAAGAACAUACAUAACGUACCAUCGACACCAAAAGUAUCUGGGACACAAAUAAAGCAUAAUAAUCUCCUGGACUAAUUCUACUGUCAUUGAUUUCAAUAAAUUUAAUGCAUAGUUUGACAAAUAUUUGACAAUAAAAUUCAUAUAAUAGGACAAGAACUGUGAUGCUGUCCCAGUUACUUUUGGUGACGAUGGUACGUUUCUCAAAAUUGAAUUUUGUCAAAGAAAAAUAAACCUGAAAAGAAUUCCUUUCCCUGAAUAGAAAAGGCAAGAAUCGAGAACCAGUUGUGUAUAUUUCGUCGCCCUGCCGCAGUCGCGCUUCAAUCCAAAAUAAACCAAGAUUUCUUGUCUUCGCAUUACGUCUCGUACCACUUUUGAGUUCAGGUUUACGUCACGAUUGACACAAAUUCGAGUACCAAAAAAUCUAUUUGAACAAAAAGUUGACAGUGCUGGUACUUUACUGGGUAAUGGUAGUUCUUUGAUGGUUGGUUCCUUAGAUUGUGUAUAAUGUAUUGAUGAAGAUAGGUUUGGCCAGUCCAAGUCCAAGCUGUUGCCCGAUAAGUAACGUUCCGUGUUACCCAAUUAAUGAUGUAAUUUGUUUCCUUUCGCUUUAUAAAUAUUUGGAUUUCUGGGUGCGAUGUCCGGUGGUGAUAAAAAGGACAAGCACAACAGGCCGAAGAGAGGGUUGAAAUUGUUUUUCUUGCCCAAGAUUCAGGGACAGAAGCACAAGCACAAGAAGAACAAGUACUAUUUCGGUCAGGAUGAUGAUCACGAAGGGUCAAUUAUGUCUGGUGACAGUCCCGCUCAUCACAAUCGCACAGCAGAAGUUUUCGAUUACCACCCUGCCACUUCCACAUUAGCAUUAGAGCCCAAAUCUGGUUCCGGUACAGCUUUUGCCACCACUAGCAAAGAUAUCGGGGUGCAAAGUAAAAUUGGUGACAAAACAGAUAAAAGCGAAGUUCAAGCUUCAGCAGUCAUGGUCGAGCCAGGCGGAGACAAAGAUGACGAGGACAAAGAACAUUUCGGAUCGCCCACACUAAACAAUAGCGAUAAUAAGGGGGAAAAAGACGAGAAUGGCGAAGAGAAAACUGGAAAAUUCAAUGAUGCAGCUCACGAAGGUAAUGGUCGUGACAAGAAAGACGAAAAAUUCCAUAAAAACGGCAACCUAGACAAACUUGAUGGUGUGUGGGUACCAAACAAUGACAAACAAAAAGCAGAUGAUGAUGGGGAAGAGGACGACUGUAUAGUGAAAUGUCUUUACGUUACAAUGACUUGUUGUGAAUGUUCCAUUAUGUGAUACAUUUUCUUUUGAAGAUCUUUUUUUAUAUAUAUAUGUCUAUAAUUUAAGAAAAAAUUAAGCCCUGUAUUCCUACUAAAAACACGGUCCCAUUUUUUUUUUUUUUAGUAUCUAAGUAAAUUAUUCUUUUAUUUUGUAUAUUGUUUUUUAAUCAAAUAUUUAGUGAAACCAUUUUUAUAAAAAUGGUUAGUAA